CCUCAGGGAGGUGCGGGCCGGGCGGGGGGAGGUGACUUGAUGUCAUCCUGAGCAGCUGGGCGGCGGGUGCCGGUGCGCCCAGAGCCGGGGCUCCCGCGGCGUCGCGUCGUGCUGGGUCGGGUCCCACGACUUGAGGAGAGGUCCGCGCGCUGCUCGGGUCAGCCCAGAGCGUGCCAGCCGUCCGCACCCCGACCAGGGGCUGAGCUGGGGGCAUGCUCCGGCCCCUCCGGAGCCGAAGAGAGAACCCGGGAGCGCCGCCACCCAGCGCCAGCGCCCGGAGCGGAACCUCUGCGAAGGAGCCCUGAUCGGCGGCCCCCUCCCCACCCGCAGUCCCCUGUGGUCGGGGACGGAAGUCUGGGCUUCUGAGAAAACCAGGGUGGGAACUCUAACUGGACUCUUCGGGAACCCCAGGACCUGAGGCCUGAGCCAUCCUCCUCUCUACUCUGCUGCCCCCCAGGACUGGGCAGUUGCCGAAGGCCCUGGGGGGGGGCCCAGACUGUGGUUGUGUGCCCCCCCCCCGCCCCAGGAUGGGCCCAAGUUAGUCAGCCUCACCUCAUUCGGCAUCCUCCGGGCCCAGAGGGAACCCCAGGGGCCCCGAAGGCUUGACCCACCGCCUGGCCACCAUGGAGACAAAGCUGCCCCCUGCGAGCACCCCCACCAGCCCCUCUUCCCCUGGGCUGUCGCCUGUGCCCCCACCCGACAAGGUGGACGGCUUCUCCCGCCGUUCCCUCCGCAGGGCCCGGCCCCGGCGCUCCCACAGCUCCUCUCAGUUCCGCUAUCAGAGCAACCAGCAAGAGCUCACUCCACUGCCCCUGCUCAAAGAUGUGCCAGCCUCUGAGCUGCACGAGCUGUUGAGCCGGAAGCUGGCCCAAUGUGGGGUGAUGUUUGACUUCUUGGACUGUGUGGCUGACCUGAAGGGGAAGGAGGUGAAGCGGGCAGCGCUCAAUGAGCUGGUGGAGUGUGUGGGGAGCACCCGGGGGGUCCUCAUUGAGCCUGUCUACCCUGACAUCAUCCGCAUGAUCUCAGUGAAUAUCUUCCGGACCCUGCCACCCAGUGAGAACCCUGAAUUUGAUCCUGAAGAGGAUGAGCCCAACCUUGAGCCUUCCUGGCCACAUCUGCAGCUGGUAUAUGAGUUUUUCCUGCGUUUCUUGGAGAGCCCAGACUUCCAACCCUCUGUGGCCAAGAGAUAUGUGGAUCAAAAGUUUGUCCUGAUGCUCCUGGAGCUAUUUGAUAGUGAGGACCCCCGGGAGCGUGAGUACCUCAAGACCAUCCUGCACCGGGUCUAUGGCAAGUUCCUGGGGCUCCGGGCCUACAUCCGCAAACAGUGCAGCCACAUCUUCCUCCGGUUCAUCUAUGAACUCGAGCACUUCAAUGGUGUGGCUGAGCUGCUGGAGAUCUUAGGAAGCAUCAUCAAUGGCUUUGCGCUGCCCCUGAAGACCGAGCACAAGCAGUUCCUGGUCCGGGUCCUGAUUCCCCUGCACUCUGUCAAGUCACUGUCUGUCUUUCAUGCCCAGCUGGCAUACUGUGUGGUGCAGUUCCUGGAGAAAGACGCCACCUUGACAGAGCACGUGAUCCGGGGGCUGCUCAAAUACUGGCCAAAAACCUGUACCCAGAAGGAGGUGAUGUUUCUGGGGGAGAUGGAAGAGAUUCUUGAUGUCAUCGAGCCUUCCCAGUUUGUGAAGAUCCAGGAACCCCUCUUCAAGCAGGUGGCCCGCUGUGUGUCUAGCCCCCAUUUCCAGGUUGCAGAGCGGGCUCUGUAUUUCUGGAACAACGAGUAUAUCCUGAGCCUCAUUGAGGACAACUGCCACACUGUGCUGCCUGCUGUGUUUGGGACCCUCUACCAAGUCUCUAAGGAACACUGGAAUCAGACCCUGCUAAGAACCAUCGUAUCUCUGAUCUACAAUGUGCUCAAGACAUUCAUGGAGAUGAAUGGAAAGCUGUUUGAUGAGCUCACAGCCUCCUACAAGCUAGAGAAGCAGCAAUGUUUAGUGUCCCUGUGUUCCUGCCAAGUGCCGGGCCAUCCACGCCCAGCCCCCCACUGCCUCCUCCAGUCGUGCUCCCACGUCCUUCCAGGGAGCAGCAGAAGGCCCGGGAGCGUCAGGAGCUAUGGCAAGGCCUGGAGGAGCUACGGCUACGCCGGUUACAGGGGACCCAAGGGGCCAAAGAGGCCCCCCUCCAGCGGCUUACACCCCAGGUGGCCACCAGUGGGGGUCAGAGCUAGAGAUGCCCUAGAAGGGGAAGAGCUAAAUUCGGAGCUCUCGGUCCCUCCAUCCCCUCUCCUGCCCAGGGGCCCAGAGAGACACACACCUACCCCUGGCCUUGCCAGAGCGGGCCUGGAGGGCUCCCUGCCUGGCCCGGCAUGGGCAGCUUUUGCUAUGGGAAGAGGAGGAGAGAUGGUGGUCCUGGCAACAGAACUCUCAGGCCUUUGUGGCAGGACUCGACCAGGGCAGGCUUGACCAGGAAGCUGCCAUCAGGGACUGCACCUGCCCCGCAAAGCUGGGCUCCAGACUGCAGGCAGGUUCCCACCCCGGCUCCUGCCUAGAGCAAGGGCACUUAGCCCCUUGUCUGCCCUGCCUCGUGCCAGCACGAGGUCCUUUCUCACCCCACCAUGGGAUCCAUGGUCUAUUUAUUCUCCCCAGCUCACCCCCAACACAGAGGCUGUCCUGGGCCUGGGGCAUUUUCUUUCCCUCCUCUCCCUCACCCUGUACUUCCUUGUCCCCUUUUUAUUUAUUGGGCAGGGGGAGGGGUGAGGGCAUAGGCAGAAGAGAUUCCCCGUGUCCUAGGGUGGGGGGGGUGUCACAGUUACCAUGGUCUGUCCCCCUUCCCCUGCCUGGGGGUAGACUUAAUAAAGAGAGAAACUUGA
Messenger RNA from Felis catus (domestic cat), 2863 nucleotides. RefSeq names its product protein phosphatase 2 regulatory subunit B'beta (gene PPP2R5B). The record is from RefSeq and is a predicted model, not a curated record. The coding region runs from base 624 to 2456 and encodes 610 amino acids. The transcript is spliced from 15 exons. Lineage: Eukaryota; Metazoa; Chordata; Mammalia; Carnivora; Felidae. Gene Ontology annotation, molecular function: protein phosphatase activator activity. Gene Ontology annotation, cellular component: nucleus; cytosol; protein phosphatase type 2A complex. Gene Ontology annotation, biological process: protein dephosphorylation; signal transduction.